AUGGCAUUGUUGCAAAUAUUUGGUGAAACUAACCAUAACUUUGAAGUUCCCGGGAAAGUUCUUCCUAACAAAGUAUUUGCACACGAUGGUUCCGAGGGAGAGGAACCAGAGCAGCAGACUGCGAUAUGGCCCAGGUGAGGUGAUGGAUUCUGCUUUCGGUUCUUUGCCUAUCGGAUAAGCUAAUAAUGUUUUAUUUGAAAACAUGUAUAACUUCUUAACCAUAGCGGUUACAUGGUGAAAAUAGAGAGACAUGUCAAGCAAGGUUUUUUUUAUGUGGGAACGCCUUCAAGAAUGUUGGAAAAGCAUUCCAGGGGAAGCUGGUUGAGAGAAUGCCAACAGUGUGCAAAGCUGUCAUUUAAUAUAUAUAUAUAUAUAUAUAUAUAUAAUUUUUUUAAAACCUUUAUUUAACUAGGCAAGUCAGUUAAGAACAAAUUGUUAUUUACAAUGAGGGCCUACACCGGCCAAACCCAGACGACGCUGUGGCCCUAUGGGACUCCCAAUCAUGGCAGGUUGUGAUACAGCCUGGAAUCGAACCAGGGGGUCUGUAGUGACGCCUCGAGCACUGAGAUGCAGUGCCUUAGACCGCUGCGCCACUUAAGGCAAAGGGUGGCUAUUUGAAGAAUCUCAAAUAUAAAAUAUAUUUUGAUUUGUUUAACACUUUUUUGGUUACUACAUGAUUCCAUAUGUGUUAUUUCAUAUUUUGAUGUCUUUACUAUUAUUGUACAAUGUAAAAAAUAGUAAAAAUAAAGAAAAACCCUUGAAUGAGUAGGUGUGUCCAAAAUUUUGCCUGGUAGUGUAUAUAUACAUAAAUCAUAUCAAAUUCCUUAUAUUAAGCAAACCAGAUGGCACAAUUUUCUUGUUAUUUUAAUUUAAGGAUAGCUAGGGGCAGACUCCAACACUCAGGCAUAAUUUACAACCGAAGCAUGUGUGUUUAGAUGACACCAGAUCAGAGGCAGUAGGGAUGACCAGGGAUGUUCUCUUGAUAAGUGUGUGAAUUGGACCAUUUUCCUGUCCUGCUAAGCAUUCAAAAUGUAACGAGUACUUUUGGGUGUCAGGGAAAAUGUAUGGAGUAAAAAGUAUGUUAUUUUCUUUAGGAAUGCAGUAAAGUAAAAGUUGUCAAAAUAUAAGUAGUUAAGUACAGAUACCCCAAAAAAUGACUUAAGUAGUAGUUUAAAGUAUUUUUACUUAAGUACUAUACACCACGGUAGGCUGAUAUCUUCGGUUCAAUACGUGUUUCGGUAGCCUGGUCCCAGAUCUGUUUGUGCGGUCAUGUCAACUCCUUGUAAUACCAGUGACAAUGUGUGACAAGGAGUUGACAGGAUAGCACAAACCUAUCUGGGACCAGGCUAGAGUUUCUGUGCGUUCACAACAUUCACAAUGGUUGUAGAUGCUCCAGUGUGAAAGUAGAUUUAGAUCUUGGUCACACUUUCAAUUCAUUUGCACAUAUUUGUAGUGUUUUACUGCUCUAAGUAACUUAACAGAAGCAUCUAAUAUUAAACUAGAUUCCUGUUAGCUUGCUCUGUCUACUGAAACUUUUAUCCAACACUGGUGGCUUCAUUAAGGCACUUCACUUGAUGUAGUCAGAAAUAGCUCAGUUGGUAGAGCAUGGCGCUUGCAACGCCAGGGUUGUGGGUUCGAUUCCCACGGGGGGCCAGUAUGAAAACUGUAUGCAAUCGCUCUGGAUAAGAGCGUCUGCUAAAUGACUAGAAAAUGUAAAAAUUACAAAAUAAUCUCGGAUUCGAUAAUUUUUUUAAACACCCUGUAACUACUUCCUACGGCUAUACUCUGUAUCAUCUCACGAUCUGCAUUAUUCUCUCUUCAGUAGCAGGCGUAAAAUAAACUCAGACCGGACAAGUAGAUUACCAAUGGAUUAUGGUAAUUGUAGUUAAUUACCAAAUUUAAAUGCGCUAAACUAUGUAGAAUAUUGGCCUGUUGGAAACUACAACUCCCUACUACAUCGCAAAGGUCAGGCUGGAGCUUUAUCUCUAGAGAAACUAUGCAUGUGCGCAUUGAGGUCACAGAAAAAAACUGAACGAAAUGGAAUUCAAAUCAUUGAACCGAUGUCGGUCAAUAAAUUGUUUAAAAACUGGAAAGAAACUGACAUUUUGGUUAAUCGCUCAGCACUACUGAUACAUGAUGUUCUGUAAGUGAUGCAAUUAUGAUAGGCCAAUUAUCUGUGGUAUUUACAUAUAGUGUAAUGUAGAUUAUCAGUAUUAUCAUCAUUACCUCUCCCUCUCUUUCUUGCUAUUUGCCUCCAGGCCAUUGGCUCAAAAGUGGACGGUGAUGCUCUUCUUGGGCACGUGUCUCCUCUACUGUGCCAGGAUGGCCAUGCCAAUCUGUGCUGUCAACAUGGCCACCACGUUUGGCUGGAGCAAGACGCAGUCGGGUGUGGUAAUGGGGGGCUUCUUCUGGGGUUACUGCUUCACUCAGGUGCUGGGAGGUUACGCCAGCGACAGGUGGGUCAACCUCCGGUGGUCUGAAUGAGAGAAACAAUGCAUACCGAUUGGGAUUUGUAUUGUUUGGUCUUGAGUGAUUGCCUGUUACAUAAUGUCCAUGUUAGAAGCUGGAAGUCACCUUUCUUGUGUGCUGUGAAGACUGCUCUGACUCUGCUCAUGAUUGUUUGUUUUGCCAGAAUUGGUGGAGAACGGGUCCUGCUUCUUGCCACUACGUCCUGGGCUUCCAUUACAGCAUGCACCCCUCUGUUGGCGCGACUGGGCAUCAGUCCCCUCACCUCCAUGACGGUGGCCAGAUUCCUUAUGGGGCUAUUACAAGGUGAGAGGGUGGAAACAAGAGUUUCGCACAUGAAACUUCAGCCACAGUCUCCACCCUCUUUCUUCUCUUUUAGAAUGGUUUGGUAACUUUGAUAACAUGUGCGCAGUGAUCUAAGGCACUGCAUCGCAGUGCUAGCUGUGCCACUAGAGAUCCUGGUUCGAAUCCAGGCUCUGUCGCAGCCGGCCGCGACUGGGAGACUCAUGGGCGGCGCACAAUUGGCCUAGCGUUGUCCAGGGUAGGGGAGGGAAUGGCCGGCAGGGAUGUAGCUCAGUUGAUAGAGCAUGGCGUUUGCAACGCCAGGGUUGUGGGUUUGAUUCCCACGGGGGACCAGUUUGAAAAAAUAUAUAUAUAUAUUACAAAAAAGAAUAUAUAUGUAUUCACUAACUGUAAGUCGCUCUGGAUAAGAGCGUCUGCUAAAUGACUAAAAUGUAAAAUGUAAAUAACAUCUGCUUUCCCUCAGGCGUCCACUACCCCUCUUUAGCCAGUCUUUGCUCCCAACGUGUGGUUGAAGUGGAGAGAGGCUUUCUGAUGAGUACAAUGGGCAGUGGCUCUUAUAUGGGGUAAGUUAUACAUGUAACAAACAUACACAGGUCUCUAAUUAUACCAACAUCCAUCUCUGAUUUAUAAUUGAAUCAUAAAUAGCUUUAUCUCAAAUACGUUCUAAGGAAAUGCUUCUUCCUCAUUGUGCUUCUAUGCUUGUGAGUCAGAACACUGAUGGUGGGGGGACUGGGGUCCGUGAUGUUGGAACGCUACGACUGGGAGAGUGUGUUCUACGGCGUUGGUCUGCUCUCGGGACUGUGGUCAUUGACUGUGUGGAGAUUUCUACUGAGAGGUACUCUAUGGUAGCAAUAUAAUAAUCUAUAGAAUUGGUGCUUUGUGCAUAAAUAUAUUUAGUUUUAAAGUAUCAGAACAUUUGAAUGGAUGUGUUGUAUGUAAUAGUUGUUUCACUGAAUUAAGUGGUUGUUCUAGGUUCCAGGUUUCAUAUGAGGUAGGCUGCUAUAAUAUUUCAUACUAAUGUAAUAUAUUUCUAGUUUGAAAGUAUCUACAAAAUGUAAUGCAUGUGUUAUGCAUAUUAGUUGUUUCACUGUAGUGGUUGUUAUGUAUGAUUCAUGAGGUAGGCUUCUUUAAUCAUACUGCUGUAUAUGAUCAUGUGUGUGUCGGUUGCAGGUCAAAUGAACACAAUGCAAAUGCUGUCAAGCCAUGGAUCCAGUUCGGGUCUGUCAAAGAAACGCUGGCUAAAAAUGUUAAAACAGCCCUCUGUGUGGUACAGCUCAAAUUUUGCAUAUGUUGAUUGUGGACAUAAUACAGUAUGGCACAUGGAUGUUAUGCAAAUGUGCUGCAACUUCUUGUUUUUACCUUGAUGUUGUCUGCUUGCCUAGCUCCACUGCUUUUUUUUUACUCUCUUGUUCUCUCUCUUUCACCUCUCUUCAGUGCCAUGGUCUUUGCUCACCUAUGCUUCAGCAGUACUAGUUACACAUUGAUGUCAUGGCUACCAACCUUUUUCAAAGAUACAUAUCCGCACGCCAAGGUAUUAAACCUUUAUCUCUUCUGCCACUUUCUUUACCUUAUCCAAAAAGCAUGUCUUACCUAUAUAAUAAUAAAUAGUCUAUCCAUUGCAAUUUAGUGUAAUCUGUAUUGUAACUCAUACUUAUAAUCUAUUUUAUUCCAGGGAUGGGUGUGUAACGUAAUUCCAUGGUUGGUUGCAAUCCCAUCUGCGCUCUUUGGAGGCAUAAUUUCGGAUCAAUUAAUUCAGCAAGGUAUAAGAAUGACACAGAUUAGAGCACAACGUUUGUUUGAUUGUUUGUUUUGCUGCUUCCUUAGUAAGCUAUUGAAGCCAUUUCAUAGUAACAUACAGUUUUUUGUUCUAGGAUUUGGAACAGCAUCUGUUAGGAAGAUGAUGCAGGUAAGUUUAUCUGGUUUUGAAUCAUUAACUUAUAUUCUUGUGUAACUGAACACAAUAUUCAGUGUUUUGUGGACAGAGAGAAAGUACAGGUAUGCAUAAGAGGUUUGUUCAGACAGGUUAGAGCUCCCCAUUUUCAUGCCAGACAAGGCAAUCAUACAUAUCCUUGGGGCUCAGGCAAUUAUUUCCCCUGACUAACAUACAGUGGGGUCUGAAAUUAUUGACACCCUUGAUAAAGAUGAGCAAUAAUGACUGUAUAAAAAUAAAUCAUGAAAAAACUGAGCUAUAUUGUAUGCUCAAAGAAAUUGGGAAAUUAUAUUAUUUUAUACUAAUACAAUUGCUCAGAGAAAGAGAUUUUGUUUCACAAGUAAUACUUCUUUUUCUCAAAAAGGUAGGAGUCAAAAUUAUUGACACCCUUAAAGAUUCUUAUAAAUGAAGUAGUCAAAAGUUUAGUAUUUGUUCCCAAAUUCCUAGCAUGCAAUGACUACAUCAAGCUUGUGACUCUACAAACUUUUUGGAUGCAUUUGCAGUUAGUUUCGGUUGUGUUUCAGAUUAUUUUGUACCCAAUAGAAAUUAAUUGUAAAAAUGUAUUGAGUCACUUUUAUUGUAAAUAAGAAUAUAAUGUUUCUAAACACUUCUACAUUAAUGUGGACGAUACCAUGAUAACGGAUAAUCCUGAAAGAAUCGUGAAUAAUGAUGAUUGAGAAAUUUACAGAGGGUCAAAGAUCAUACCCCCAAGACAUUCUAACCUCUCAACAUUAUCAAUAACAGGGGAGAUUAGCAUGUCUUAUCUUUGACCCUCUGUAACUUUCUCACUCAUCAUUAUUCACGAUUCAUUCAGAAUUAUCCGUAAUCAUGGUAGCAUCAUCCAUUCUAUAGAAACAGAUCAGGUUUUGAAUAAUGUAGCACUGAUUCCCAACAUAUGGAAAUUCCUCACAGGGAAUUUCACCACCAACAGAUACUGUAUGCAUGUUUCUGUCAAGUGUUGAUAUCUUUGAAGCAUUUAUCUUAUGUCCUCCUUGGGAUUGGGAGUAGAUAAUCGGUGGGAUGCACACACUUUCUGUUUUCAUUUUAGCCAGAAGAGUGUCUAUGGUGGUCAACAUGAUCAAUAACAGGGGAGGUUAGCAUGUCUUAUCUCAUUAUUCACGAUUCAUUCAGGACUAUCUGGAAUCAUGGUAGCAUCCACAUGAAUGUAGAAGUGUUUAGAAACAUUAUAUUCUUAUUUACAAUAAAAGUGACUCAAUAAUGACACAAUACAUUAUUUACCAUUCAUUUCUAUUGGGCACAAAAUAAUCUGAAACACAACCAAAACAAACUGCAAAUGGAUCCAACAAGUAGAGUAGAGUCACAAGCUAGAUGUAGUCAUUGCGUGCUAGGAAUAUGCGACCAAAUACUAAACUUUUGACUACUUUACUUAUAAGAAUUUUUUAUGUCAAUCAUUUAGAUCCCUACGUUUUUGAGAAAAUAUUACCUGUUAAACAAAAUAUUUUUCUCUGAGCAAUUAUGUUAGUCAGUAUUUGAAUUAUUUAUUUAAUACAGUCAUUGUUGCUCAUCUUUGUCAACGGUGUCAAUAAUCAGACAUAACUGAAUUAGCUACAGUAUCUCUUGAAAUGGGGAAUUUAAAGUUAAAGUGGCUCCAGUCUCUUUUUCACCUCAUUUAACACCUGAUUUACAUUACAAAAGGCACAUCUCAAUAUGUGGUCCUGGCAAGUCAUGACAUACAGUGGGGGAAAAAAGUAUUUAGUCAGCCAUCAAUUGUGCAAGUUCUCCCACUUAAAAAGAUGAGAGAGGCCUGUAAUUUUCAUCAUAGGUACAGGUCAACUAUGACAGACACAUUGAGGAAAAGAAAUCCAGAAAAUCACAUUGUAGGAUUUUUUAUGAAUUUAGUUGCAAAUUAUGGUGGAAAAUAAGUAUUUGGUCACCUACAAACAAGCAAGAUUUCUGGCUCUCACAGACCUGUAACUUCUUCGUUAAGAGGCUCCUCUGUCCUCCAUUAGUUACCUGUAUUAAUGGCACCUGUUUGAACUUGUUAUCAAUAUAAAAUACACCUGUCCACAACCUCAAACAGUCACACUCCAAACUCCACUAUGGCCAAGUCCAAAGAGCUGUCAAAGGACACCAGAAACAAAAUUGUAGACCUGCACCAGGCUGGGAAGACUGAAUCUGCAAUAGGUAAGCAGCUUGGUUUGAAGAAAUCAACUGUGAGAGCAAUUAUUAGGAAAUGGAAGACAUACAAGACCACUGAUAAUCACAAGAACGGUGAGCAAAAAUCCCAGAACCACACGGGGGGACCUAGUAAAUGACCUGCAGAGAGCUGGGACCAAAGUAACAAAGCCUACCAUCAGUAACACACUACGCCGCCAGGGACUCAAAUCCUACAGUGCCAGACGUGUCCCCCUGCUUAAGCCAGUACAUGUCCAGGCCCGUCUGAAGUUUGCUAGAGUCCAUUUGAAUGAUCCAGAAGAGGAUUGGGAGAAUGUCAUAUGGUCAGAUGAAACCAAAAUAGAACUUUUUGGUAAAAACUCAACUCGUCGUGUUUGGAGGACAAAGAAUGCUGAGUUGCAUCCUAAGAACACCAUACCUACUGUGAAGCAUGGGGGUGGAAACAUCAUGCUUUGGGGCUGUUUUUCUGCAAAGGGACCAGGACGACUGAUCCGUGUAAAGGAAAGAAUGAAUGGGGCCAUGUAUCGUGAGAUUUUGAGUGAAAACCUCCUUCCAUCAGCAAGGGCAUUGAAGAUGAAACGUGGCUGGGUCUUUCAGCAUGACAAUGAUCCCAAACACACCACCCGGGCAACGAAGGAGUGGCUUCGUAAGAAGCAUUUCAAGGUCCUGGAGUGGCCUAGCCAGUCUCCAGAUCUCAACCCCAUAGAACAUCUUUGGAGGGAGUUGAAAGUCUGUGUUGCCCAGCGACAGCCCCAAAACAUCACUGCUCUAGAGGAGAUCUGCAUGGAGGAAUGGGCCAAAAUACCAGCAACAGUGUGUGAAAACCUUGUGAAGACUUACAGAAAACGUUUGAUCUGCCAACAAAGGGUAUAAAACAAAGUAUUGAGAAACUUUUGUUAUUGACCAAAUACUUAUUUUCCACCAUCAUUUGCAAAUAAAUUCAUAAAAAAUCCUACAAUGUAAUUUUCUGGAUUUCUUUUUCUCAUUUUGUCUGACAUAGUUGACGUGUACCUAUGAUGAAAAUUACAGGCCUCUCUCAUCUUUUUAAGUGGGAGAACUUGCACAAUUGGUGGCUGACUAAAUACUUUUUUUCCCCACUGUAGCACAAGAGACGGGUGGGCUUUUCCUCUUUCUCUAUUGUUCCCAUCAAAAUAACUCCUUGAAUGCCCUACUCCUUGAAGUUUGCAUUUGUGUCAAAAAAACACUAUUUUGCUCAAAAUGUAUUUUUUUUUACACUUUAAUGUGCGUACUUUACUGUAUUUAUACUUUGGAUAUCGCUUUUCCACAGGAGAAGUUCACAAAUCGCUGGAGGACGUAUUUAAAUAAGUAGAUUAUUCUCCGUUACAUCCUCUCUCUCUAGUGAUCAGUGUGUUUCUCUCUCCUCAUACAGUUCAUGUCCAUGGGUGUGUCCAGUGUGUUUAUCCUGCUACUCUGCAGGCCACUCUCCUUCCCUUCCGCUGUGGUCUUUGUCUCCGCUGCUAUGGGCCUGGCCACCUUCAACAGCAGGUCUGUUUCUGUGUGCUUUCAUGUAACAUUAUUCAAUCCACAUAAUAGAGGUACACCUGUACAUACACAUGUAGGGUAACUUCUCAUCCAGUAAUAGAGGUAUUAGUAUACUAACCCAUUGCCAUUGUCCCCAUGCCCUAGUGGUGUGUCUGUGAAUGUACAAGACCUCGCCCCAUCGUGUGCUGGAGCCAUGUUUGGUCAGUUUGUUCAUCUCUUUAUGUCAACAAAUGUCUUUGGGUAUCAUUGUCUUUCCAUUCCAUCUGUUCCAUUUUGAUUGACAAACAAAUAUGUUCACAAAAAUGUAUAUUUUCUUUCUUUUUUUUUAACAGGAUUUAUGAAUAUGUGUGGGGCUUUCACAGGUAGGCAUUAGAUAUCAAGCCCCCAUGUAUACUGUACAUCAGAAUGAUAUAUAAUGUUCACGGUUAAGUGUAUUAAAGGCCUAUGUACUGUAUUUGACUGUGUAAAAGAGACCAGUUUGUGUAUCCUACAGGUCUGGUGCUGGUCUACGUCUCUGGGUACCUGAUUGAGGUCACAGCUUCCUGGGCUUCCGUGUUCUCCCUCAUCACAAUGGUGAAUACCAUGGGCCUCGGAGCAUUCCUCAUGUUUGGUGAAGCCAACCGUGUGGACUUGUGGAAUUCGUCCAAAGUCACAUGUUUAUGA
Molecule: messenger RNA, 9001 nt
Organism: Coregonus sp. 'balchen'
Lineage: Eukaryota; Metazoa; Chordata; Actinopteri; Salmoniformes; Salmonidae
Source: the annotation of a GenBank genome assembly